AUGGCCACAGUGGGAAGGAACGUAUCAGCUCCUUUACUGUUUCUUAACUUGAUCAUGUACUUCAUAGUCCUAGGCUUUUCAAGUUGGUGCCUCAACAGGUUCAUCAAUGGCCAAACUUACCACCCUAGUUUUGGAGGAAAUGGUGCAACCAUGUUUUUCUUAACCUUCUCUAUACUAGCAGCUGUUCUGGGCAUAGUGUCAAAAUUUAUGGGUGGCAAUCACAUGAGGACAUGGAGGAGUGACAGUUUAGCAUCUGCAGGAGCCACAUCACUGGUUGCUUGGGCUGUCACUGCUCUAGCAUUUGGGUUGGCUUGCAAGGAAAUAAACAUAGGAGGUCACAGAGGGUGGAGGUUGAAGAUAGUGGAGGCCUUCAUAAUCAUACUCACAUUCACACAAUUGUUGUACGUGCUUCUGAUACAUGCAGGCCUAUACAGCAGCAGAUAUGGUCCCGGGUACCGUGAUACUGACUAUCCUACGGGAGGAGCUACAGGAGAUCCAAUGCACAAGCAUGCAGGUGUUCCUGCUACUGGAACUCGUGUCUAA
Messenger RNA from Sphenostylis stenocarpa, 543 nucleotides. The record is from the annotation of a GenBank genome assembly. Lineage: Eukaryota; Viridiplantae; Streptophyta; Magnoliopsida; Fabales; Fabaceae.